This is a messenger RNA of Solea solea (common sole), 1867 nucleotides long. RefSeq names its product PLAC8 like 1 (gene plac8l1). The record is from RefSeq and is a predicted model, not a curated record. The transcript is spliced from 4 exons. Lineage: Eukaryota; Metazoa; Chordata; Actinopteri; Pleuronectiformes; Soleidae. Bases 1354 to 1860 code for a protein of 168 amino acids.
UUGUAAGCGAUGAGAAGUCUUAAGUCAGGAGGCUUUUACUCGAUAUAUCAAAUAAAUUAUGUGGCUUUAGAUUUCAGUGUUUCAAACACUGAAUGUUAUAGCGUACAGUCCAAAAGAACACUCAGGAGUGCAACUGCAACUCACACAAAUCAAUGCUGAAAGCCAUGCAUGAUUGCAGCCAGUUAGUUGACUCUCCAGUCUCAGACCUUAAAAGGAUCUUCCAUGGUCUGAAGAUCCUGGUGUGCAGACACUGCAAAGUUUUACCCAAGAAGAAGACUCGCAAGUUGCAUUUACUGGCAGAGUGGCUCCUCUACGUGCUGACUUAAAACUUCUGUCAUCAAGAGAGUUCUUAGUCUUUAGUGUUGUAUAAAGUUAGCACUUUGACACUACAGAGUAUUAAAUCCAUUCAUCUUCUACUACUUUGUCAUCCACAGGCGGAUCCAGAUUGAAAAGUGAUUUUCUCCAGAAAAGAGGGAACACUUUGUACGCUGAGUAGCGACAAGAUUCUUUACUUCUUAAACGCCACUUUGCAUGUGAGUGUGUGAACGGAGCCUCCAAACCAUGGUGGUUUCAGUAUGUGACCUUCCACCACGUAAAACUCCUUUGUUCUCUCUCAAACACACACACACACACACACACACGUACACUGUGCUGCAUCAGCCUAUGUGUAAAGGUCAAUUUCAGUACUCAGGAAAGUGUCUGUCCCCUCUAAACAUGAACCACAGGUGUUUCAUUACUUCUAAAAUGCGUCUUUCACUUCCUGGCUCCUCACUGUGCGAUGCUGUGUUCCUGCCUUAGAGGUGAGUCUAACAUUUCAAUGUACAUCUGUUUAAACACAUCAUUUUUAUUGGAGGGAGUCAUAGGUCAAACACAGUACAAGAUUAGAUUUCUUGCAUUUCAGUUUGUGCGUGUAUAGUUUUGCAAAGGAGAAUGAAUAUUUUGUAACUUGAUUUAAUUUCUCACUGUACAGGAUUGAAUGCAUCUUUGUAACAUUCUGACCUGCUGCUGUGCUUAUGUGUGGUACAGGCAAAGAUUCUUAUUAUUUUGUCCCUGAUAUUGUUUUGUGUCCAUGUACUACGAUGUGUAUCUGCCCUCUCUGCGUUGGCUCUACUAGCAGGGGGCACUGUAAAGUCUCAUCACACAGAAGACAACUAAUGCAUGACUUAUCUCUGUCACACAGCUUCUGGCCGAGUCAUACAACUGCUGGUUUAUCUGCUCCGACACACACCCUCUCAGUAGGGAAGUGUCAUUCUACCUCCCCCUCCACCUCCUUUUUCGCUGACUCCCCUGCUCACCCUUUCCUCUUUUCAUCUCCUCGCCUCACCCCUCGCUGAAUGCCAGGAGCUUCUAGUCAUGGAGCAGAAGACAGUCACACACCAACCGGGACUGUCGGUUACCAGAGACUCAACAUCGGAGUUUGAAGAGGAGGAGAGUUUCACUCACCCGAGGUCAAACAACACCUCUGCAGUGACAGACCCUAUAAUCACACAGCCCGGACUCGGCGUCACCACGACCACCAUCACCACUGUCACGCAGACGGGAGGAGGCUGGAGCAGCGGCUUGUUCGACAUCUGUGGAGACAAAACUACAUGUAUUCUUGGAGCUCUGGUGCCCUGCUGUUUAGACCUGAGUUUAGCUCACCAGUACGGUGAGUGCCUGUGCAUGCCGCUGUUACCAGGUUCCACUUUUGCCAUGCGAGUUGGGAUCAGAGAGAGGUACAAGAUACGGGGGAGUGUGUGCGAGGACUGGACCACAGUGUAUUGCUGUUACCCUCUGGCUACGUGUCAGAUGAUAAGAGAGAUGAAGUGGAGAAUGAAGACUCAGACAUAUCAUGUGUCCACUGCCCUUGAGUGCUCCUGAGGAAACU